UUCUCAAAAUCAGUCUCAAACAAACCAUGAACCUGUUUGCUCCACGAGCCCACCUCCAUAGCUAAACCUCGAGUUCGACUUUACAGAGAGAGCUCUGCCAUGCCAAUACUGGUACAGAUUCACAUCAAAUUCUCAGACCUCAAGCCUGCCCAAAAUUAUCAUGACGUUUAUAAGAAGAAACCUAGUUUAUUCAAUUUGAAAUCCUCACUGCCCUUCAAUAAUCACUCACGCCCCAACCCUAAAGCAAAGAUUCGAUGUUGUCGCCACGACAAAUUUAAGAUUGAUUCUCCGCGGCAGAGAUUGGGAUUCUUGGGAGUAGCGGGCAGGGGCAAGGUUGGGAUUUUGGCAAGAAAUCGGAGGAGAUCCCUCGUCGUGAAAUUCAACAACAGCUUUAAUGGCGGCGGCGGCGGAGGCAAUGGGAAAAUCAACAGUGAAACUGCAAGGGUGUUGGGCAAUCUCGCUUUGGCAAUUUUGCUGACCUACCUUUCGAUGACCGGGCAGUUGGGCUGGCUUCUUGACGCCAUUGUUUCCCUUUGGCUCUUUGCAGUAAUUGUGCCCAUUGUGGGUAUAGGAGCUUUUGUCUGGUGGGCGGGACGAGAUAUCGUCCAAGGCAGUUGUCCGAACUGUGGGAAUGAAUUUCAAGUGUUCAAAUCGACGUUGAAUGACGAUCUGCAGCUGUGCCCGUUCUGUAGCCAGCCGUUCUCAGUGGAGGGUAAUGAAUUCGUUAGAGAUCCCGUGAAGUUCUCCAACCAGUCCAGUCCCUUUGGACAAGCGUUCGACGAGGUCUCUGCUCGGACAAAGAAACGAAAGGAGUCGUCUGUUUCAGUCGUUGAUGUCGAAGCAGAGAUAAGAGAUGCGGAUUGAUGGUAAUAUUGCCGCGCUGUUUUUUUCUUUUUUGUUCAGGUUGUCUGGAUCAGACAAGAAGUGAAGUGUGUAUAUAUGAAAUAUAGAAGUAGACGAUGCAAUAGCAUUGUUGGUUUGCUCAUUCAAAUCGAUCGUAUGUCGAGAAAUUGUAUUGUUUAGAUUUCAUAUAUAGUUGUGAUGUGAGAUUCAUUCCUCGAAUAGGUAGCUAAGGUUGAAGAUUUUUGUGUUGUGGAUCUGUUUAUUUGUGGUUAAUUGCAGAAAAUCACCGGUGCCUCUUUAUAGGCCGCCA
Messenger RNA from Andrographis paniculata, 1153 nucleotides. RefSeq lists its product as uncharacterized. The transcript has 6 exons. Bases 100 to 864 code for a protein of 254 amino acids. The record is from RefSeq and is a predicted model, not a curated record. Lineage: Eukaryota; Viridiplantae; Streptophyta; Magnoliopsida; Lamiales; Acanthaceae.